AUGUCUGCUGAUUGGAGUAUUGGAGUCGAAACCCCAGAGGCUGCUUUAUAUGUCUUACGAGUCUUCCAGUCCCAUCCUGGGCAUACAGUUGUCAGUGUGGCACACAGACUUUUGUCCAAAGGAGUGCAGUUUCGAACUCUUGUCGGGCGUAAAAAUGUGGUUCAGGUGCAUCAACCCUACAAGGAAGUUAUCUUUUACCGCAAAGUCAGCUACAAGUUUACCAACGACGACUAUGAGUCCUCAAUGCUGGCCUGUCGGCAGAUACUGGACCAACAACGCGGUCGUGCAGCGCUACUCAUGGGUGGAAUAGUAGGACGAAUCGCCAAAGAGUAUCUGAGCACAGAGUCUGUUCUCCAGGGCCCAUCAGUAGAAUUGCUGAGAAAUGGACGCGGAUAUGUCGCUAAUCCAGAGGCCGAGUUGCUGGCUUACUGCAAUGACGGGCUUACAGAACACGAUAUUGCGAUUAUUAUCGGGUCGUAUUCUCUCAUGACGGAUUUUAAAAAUCAGGUCGGAGUCAAGUCUUGGUUUCCUCCCCCGGCGGUAUGGAAUGAAAUCGACAAGAAUGGGAUAGGAUGGCUGGAAUGGACUGAACGCAACGAGUACUGGUACCAGACUAGGCUGGAAUUAAUUUGA
This is a messenger RNA of Psilocybe cubensis, 633 nucleotides long. RefSeq lists its product as uncharacterized. The record is from RefSeq and is a predicted model, not a curated record. Lineage: Eukaryota; Fungi; Basidiomycota; Agaricomycetes; Agaricales; Agrocybaceae. The coding region runs from base 1 to 633 and encodes 210 amino acids. The transcript has 2 exons.